CGAGCAGAGCAUCGAGCAGGAGGAAGGUCUGAACCGUUCCUCGGCCGACCUACGGAUCCGGAAAACACAGCACUCAACGUUGUCCCGUAAGUUCGUGGAGGUGAUGACCGAGUACAACGCCACCCAGUCCAAGUACCGCGACCGCUGCAAGGACCGCAUCCAGAGGCAGCUGGAGAUCACUGGCCGGACCACCACCAACGAGGAGCUGGAGGACAUGUUGGAGAGUGGGAAGUUGGCCAUCUUCACUGAUGAUAUCAAAAUGGACUCCCAGAUGACCAAACAGGCCCUGAACGAGAUCGAGACGCGACACAACGAGAUCAUCAAGUUGGAAACGAGCAUCCGUGAGCUUCACGACAUGUUCGUGGACAUGGCCAUGCUGGUGGAGAGCCAG
This is a messenger RNA of Antrostomus carolinensis (chuck-will's-widow), 391 nucleotides long. RefSeq names its product syntaxin-1B. The annotation marks the transcript as partial. Gene Ontology annotation, molecular function: SNARE binding; SNAP receptor activity. Gene Ontology annotation, biological process: exocytic insertion of neurotransmitter receptor to postsynaptic membrane; intracellular protein transport; synaptic vesicle fusion to presynaptic active zone membrane. The transcript is spliced from 4 exons. The record is from RefSeq and is a predicted model, not a curated record. Gene Ontology annotation, cellular component: SNARE complex; presynaptic active zone membrane; plasma membrane. NCBI's taxonomy places the organism in Eukaryota, Metazoa, Chordata, Aves, Caprimulgiformes, Caprimulgidae.